This is a messenger RNA of Balaenoptera musculus (blue whale), 1629 nucleotides long. RefSeq names its product fumarylacetoacetate hydrolase (gene FAH). The coding region runs from base 86 to 1288 and encodes 400 amino acids. The record is from RefSeq and is a predicted model, not a curated record. The transcript is spliced from 14 exons. Gene Ontology annotation, molecular function: fumarylacetoacetase activity. Lineage: Eukaryota; Metazoa; Chordata; Mammalia; Artiodactyla; Balaenopteridae. Gene Ontology annotation, biological process: homogentisate catabolic process; L-phenylalanine catabolic process; L-tyrosine catabolic process.
GUGACCUGCCUGACCACCUCUGCGAAUCCCGUCCUGCUGGCCGCGCGCAACCCGCAGCCCGUCGCCCUGCUCAGUGCCCACCAGCAUGUCUUUCGUCCCAGCGGCCGAGGAUUCCGACUUCCCCAUCCACAACCUGCCCUACGGCGUCUUCUCCACCAAAGGCAACCCAAGACCAAGGAUCGGCGUGGCGAUUGGUGACCAGAUCCUAGACCUCAGUGUCAUUAAACACCUCUUCACUGGGCCUGUCCUCUCCCAACACCAGGAUGUCUUUGAUCAGCCAACUCUCAACAGCUUCAUGGGCCUGGGUCAGGCUGCCUGGAAGGAGGCAAGAGGAUUGUUGCAGAACCUGCUGUCCGCCAGCCAAGCCAGGCUCAGAGAUGACACGGAGCUUCGGAAGCGUGCAUUCACCCCCCAGGCUUCCGCCACGAUGCAUCUUCCGGCCACCAUAGGCGACUACACGGACUUCUAUUCCUCUCGGCACCACGCCACCAAUGUCGGAGUCAUGUUCAGGGGCACAGAGAACGCAUUGAUGCCCAAUUGGCUGCACUUACCAGUGGGCUACCACGGCCGUGCUUCCUCCAUCGUGGUGUCUGGCACCCCAAUCCGCAGGCCCAUGGGACAGAUGAGACCCGAUGACUCUAAGCCUCCUGUGUAUGGUGCCUGCAAACUCUUGGACUUCGAGUUGGAAAUGGCUUUCUUUGUAGGCCCUGGGAACAAAUUUGGAGAGCCGAUCCCCAUUUCUAAGGCCCAUGAGCACAUUUUUGGAAUGGUCCUUAUGAACGACUGGAGUGCUCGAGACAUUCAGAAGUGGGAGUACGUCCCUCUUGGGCCGUUCCUCGGGAAGAGUUUUGGAACCACCAUCUCUCCGUGGGUGGUGCCCAUGGAUGCCCUCAUGCCCUUUGCUGUGCCCAACCCGGAGCAGGACCCCAAGCCCCUGCCGUAUCUCCGCCACGACCAGCCCUACACGUUCGACAUCAACCUCUCUGUCACCCUGAAAGGAGAAGGAAUGAACCAAGCAGCUACCAUAUGCAGGUCCAAUUUUAAGUAUAUGUACUGGACGAUGCUGCAGCAGCUCACUCACCACUCUGUCAACGGCUGCAACCUGCGGCCAGGGGACCUCUUGGCUUCUGGAACCAUCAGCGGGCCGGAGCCAGAGAGCUUUGGCUGCAUGCUGGAGCUGUCGUGGAGGGGAACGAGGGCCAUAGAGCUGGGGAAUGGACAGACCAGGAAGUUUCUGCUGGACGGGGAUGAAGUCAUCAUCACAGGCAGGCAGCCUGGUUGCUGGUGACCACAGGGGAAGAGGAUGCCUGGUGACACAUCUUGGGUCUCAUGGACCCCACACCAGGGCCUGGGAGGAUGACUGAGCCUGCGGAGCCUGCCCAUUAGAUCACGCUACUCAUUCAUUCAUUUAUUCACCAAAUCGUUAUUGAGUGCCUUCUCUGUGCCAGGCACUGUACUAGGCACAAGAGGUGCAGCAGUCACAGAAAAGCUGUGACUUAUGAUGCCCUUGUGCCCUGUGAUGAUUACUUCCUAGUGGAGGGAGAUAGGCAGGAAACAAAUGGACAAGGAAAAGAUAUACACUAUUGAAAUGGAGCAGGACCCUAUGGUCUAUGCCCCCCAUGUCCUCCG